AUGGCCCGAACGUGCGAGAGACAGAGAUACAGCACCAUCAGGCUCUCCGCGGGGGGUAAGGAGGGAGACGAGGAGGACAGAAGGAUGGGCCAAAGUGCAGUGGGUCAGAAGGUGCGUGUGGAGGAGGAGCUGGAGGCUUAUCCCACUGAGUCUGUGGAUCUGCGCUGUCAGUUCAUCGACGGGGGAGGAAAGACCAAGCUCACACAGGUGUCCUGGAUCUGGGAGCCCAUAGACGGACAGCGGGACAACAUCGCCGUGUACCAUCCCACGUACGGACAGAGUUUUCCAAACCCGGAAUUCAAGGACCGGGUGGUGUUUCUGCACAACAGCCUGGAAAACCCGUCCAUCCGCAUCUCCGACCUCAAGAUGGCCGACGCCGGACGCUACACCUGUGAAUACGCCACCUACCCCACGGGCAACGAACAGGGCACCACCACCCUCAUCAUGCUGGCUAAACCGAAGAACGCCGCGCGGGUGGUGACGGUGGAGGCGGGGCCCAAAGCGGUGGUGGUGGCGCGCUGUGAGGCUGUGGAGGGGAAGCCCGCGGCCAGUAUCCGGUGGCUGGGCUCCGUGGGGGGGAACCACUCCACCAGCAGCACCAGCGGACCGGACGGGACUGUGACGGUGAGGAGCGAGUACAGGCUGGUCCCUACGGCCGCAGACAACGGCAGAGAGCUCACCUGCCUCGUGGACCAGAGGACACAAGACCAAACCUGGGUCUACCCCAUCAAACUCUCUGUGGAAUACCCGCCCUCAGUCUCCAUCGAAGGCUACGACCACAACUGGUACGUGGGCCGAUCGGACGCCACGCUCAUGUGUCUCGCCAACGCCAACCCCGCCCCCACCACCGUCACAUGGACAUCCGUCUCCGGACCGUUACCAGACUCUGUGGUCGUGGACGGGAACAAACUGACCGUGCGUAAAGUGGACGACGCCGUCAACACCACCUUUGUGUGCGAAGUCAAGAACAAACUCGGGGCGACCAAGAACCAGAUCACCACCAUCGUCAUCGAAUCCCUCGAGGACCAAUCCAGCGCCGGCGUGGUGGCGGGGGCGGUCAUCGGCUCCCUCCUCGCGCUCUUUCUGGUCAUCGGCCUGGUCACCGUGCUCCUGACCCGUAGCCGCCGCCAGCAGAGACGGGGGUAUCCGAGCAGCGGGGACUCCAUCGCGACCGGGAGCGGCGGCAGCAACGGCGGCGACUACGGCAACAAAGCGCGCCUCCUCUUCAGCCAGUCGGGAAACGGGAGCAGCAAUAAAAACGGAACGGGGAACAAUAACGGGCCGAUGUACACGUACAGAGAGGGGUGCGACGCCACGGGGACGCUCACCGAAAACCACCACCACCUCCAUCACCACGUGGCCCCGAACCCCGCCGAUAUCCUCCUCACCAACGACAUGGACGAAGCGGAGAGGAGGAAGUUCGCGAUGGACGACAGCAUGGACGAAGAGGAGCGGUUCGACAGGUUCGGGGGCAUGCGGGGCGGCGGGACCUCGAUGCAGCCGGCCUAUCCCAUCGCUCACAGGGGGCGUAACGACGAAGAGGAGCUGGAUGUCUACCUUGAUGACGAUAUGGAGUCGCAAAGAGAUGGUUCGGUGAUAUCACGGACUGCGAUUUACGUGUGAACGGAUUUGGAUAAUGGCGGAAUGUAGAUAUAGGGUACAAGACUUGAAAAGUGCAAGAAACGAGGCGCCUGAUUUGAUUCGUCAACAUUGGCUACAAGCUCAAUAACCAACAAACUCAGCGUCCACACGUGUAGCCUCGUCUUAUCAGGAGAGGGACUAAAGCUAACGAGAAUGUUUUGUGAUGUAACCGUGCUGUAUCAUUCGGAUGGAUAUAUUCGUUGUCAGGCAAAAAUAAAGUCAAAAAAUCGAAGCAAACCAAGAAAACUGUCGCCGCUUACGCUACAUCGUCGUCUUCUUCUGCUUUCGCGAUCUGUGACAACGUGCGGAGUAUCGUUUCGUAUUUUAUAUUGAACUGUACAAACCCAGUCGCCUAUUCGGAAAAAAAACUGCCUUCAUCGAACUUGUGUACACGUCAUGGCGCCCUCUCUCGUGGACCACCGGUCGUACCGCGUCGAACAUCACAUCGAAACCGCAUCCGCUGACGUCGCUUCGGGGGGGGGAAAAAAACAACACUUGGAAAAACACGCGCGCAGCUCCG
Molecule: messenger RNA, 2161 nt
Organism: Boleophthalmus pectinirostris (great blue-spotted mudskipper)
Lineage: Eukaryota; Metazoa; Chordata; Actinopteri; Gobiiformes; Gobiidae
Gene: pvrl2l
Product: PVR cell adhesion molecule related 2 like
Exons: 7
Coding region: 1-1623 (540 amino acids)
Source: RefSeq, a predicted model, not a curated record